AUGGGACUUUGUUGCAGCAAUACAGAACUUCGGUUCAGCAGGCCUAUUUAUCAUAGUAAUAUAGAUGUAAUUAUUCCUUUUCAUGAUAGCAUUACAAGAAAAACACACAAAAAAAGAAUUUCAUGCCCGUUAUCGAUUCCUGUUCAUGAAUAUUCUAAGUUUUGCAGCUUUGAAAACCAAGAAAUCUUCAUAACUGGAUGCGUUUUACCAGGAAUGGAUCCAUCUCUAUGCUACAACAAAGAAUGCCAAGACAACUUUCUUUGCAUUACAAGCCCAAAUUCCAUUAUUUCCGUACUUUUAGAUGGCCAUGGAAAGCAUGGAAAAAGAGUUGCAGAGCAUUGCAAAAGGCACAUCGAAGCCUAUUGCAAAUUAAAACUCGAAAAAAUCCAUCAAAACCCAAAAAAAUAUGUAGAGAAAAUUAUUGUAAAAUGCGAUAAAGAUCUCAAAUCGUCAAAAAUUGAUACCAACCUUUCUGGGACAACGGCUGUUGUUGUGUAUUUAAGCUUAAAUUCUAUUCAUGUAUCAAGUGUUGGGGAUUCUAGAGCAAUAAUUGGGACUUCUCCAAAACCAAAAAAGAAGCUUCAAGCACUUCCUUUAACUGUUGAUCAAAAGCCGAAUAAUGAUUUAGAAUUAAAAAGAAUUACAGAAUCAGGCGGCUGUGUACAAAGAAUGAUAUAUAAUAAUGGUCAAAAUCUUGGUCCUUAUCGAGUUUGAAUAAAAGGCUUAACAUUACCAGGCUUAGCAAUGUCAAGAUCAAUCGGCGAUAAAUUGGCAGCUUCUGUAGGUGUCAUUUCAACACCAAUAAUCCAAUCAUUCUCACGCCACAUAAACGAUAAAUUUAUUGUUUUAGCUUCCGACGGAAUCUGAGAUGUUAUGACCAAUGAAGAAGUAGUUUCAUAUCUCGAAAAAUUUUCCUCUCAAUCAAAUCGGAAAGGUUUAAAAGCUGAAUUCCCUAUAACUCCUCUCAACGCAACUAUUUCUAGACUUCUUUGUGAAGAAGCAAGAAAAAGAUGAAUAGAAAUUUCGAAAAAAGAAAACGUGAUGAUUGAUGAUAUCUCAUGCUUGGUUAUAGAAAUUGAGAAUGAUCAAGAAAGUCUAAUAAAGACUCUGCCUGAUAAAGACCUAGAAGAUCAAAAAGUUGUUGAUGAUAUUGAAAGCGGAAUAUUAUCUGCGUUAUAUUUAAGUAGAAAUGGAUCUAGCAGAGAUGCUUCUUUUAAUAAGGAAGAUGGAAAAUAA
Blepharisma stoltei is the source of this 1236-nucleotide messenger RNA. The record is from the annotation of a GenBank genome assembly. Lineage: Eukaryota; Ciliophora; Heterotrichea; Heterotrichida; Blepharismidae.